ACCAGACGUGCCCCGCGUGAGGGGGGAGGGGCUCUUCCCGUGCAAAGGAAGGCGGGGGAAGGGGUGAUCCCGGGUCCCAUGUUCCGCAGCCGCCCUCUCCAUGAAGUUGGGAAGCAGAGCUCCAGAGCAGCAGCAGUACCAGAAGAACCAGGGAUCCCAGGAAGGCGGCGGGGAUCCAGGAGUCCCUUCUCGCCCCGUGUCCGGGGAAGCCGAGUGGAGGGAGGGUCGGGUCGGCCUGGCGGAGGCCCAGCAGGAGAGGAGAGAGGCCGGGCGAGCAGAUACAGAAACUGGAAGCCAUUUGAUCCUCUUGGCGUGUAAAAUGAUCUCUUGGGGGGGAAAAGAGCUGAUGCGACCAUUCCAGUGGCUAUAUAGGAUCGGUCCUAUGAAUGAAAAGGCAUUUGGAGAUCCGCAACAAUCUUUGGACCGAUUUGGAGUUAUGUCAGAGGACACAGACAGAAUGGAGACGCAACUUUUAGCAAGUGAAAGAACUGGAAAAAGCUCUUCUGCUGUUCAGUCUGGGAGCUGUGGGGAGGCGUGGGCAAAAAGUGGGCAGAAGAUCCUAGAGGAGGAAACCAUUAUGCAUUCAGAGGUUCAGUCCUGGAACUUGAGGAGCCUCCAAUACCAGGAGGCUGAGGGUCCCCGAGGACUUUGCAGCCGACUCCACGAUUUUUGUAGGCGAUGGCUGAGACCAGAAAUGCACACCAAAGCUCAGAUGCUGGACCUGGUUGUUCUGGAGCAGCUCCUGGCCCUUCUGCCCUUGCAGAUGGAGAGUUGGGUACGGGAGUGUGGAGCCGAGACCAGUUCCCAGGCGGUGGCCCUGGCGGAAGGUCUCCUCCUGAGCCAGGCAAGGGAGCAGAAGGAGCAGGUCAAGUUGCAGUCCUUCAAUAUGGAGAUCAGAGAUCCCGAGGGAAGGAGGAAUCCAUCAAAUCCCUUUCGGGAGCUGUUUUUCAGGAGGAUCUUUCAGGAAGAUCCAAGUCAGGACACCUCUGAAGUGAAACGUAGAAUAAUGUCUGGACUGUAUGGUAGUGCUGAAACAGUGGAUGAAACAGCUGAAACUCAAAAGGGUCCUGUGUCCUUCGAGGAGGUGGCUGUGUAUUUCUCCAAGGAUGAGUGGUCUCAGCUGGAUGCUCACCAAAAAACAUUGCAUUGGGAAGUCAUGCUGGAAAAUUAUAGGAACAUGGCCUCUCUGGGUAAUAAUGGGCAGGAAAAUGAGGAUUCUGGGGAACCAUUCCUAAUGAACACUUCUGGAGACAACACAAAGAAGCCUGUAAUGCAGACAGAACUAGAAAGCCAUGAGAGAAGCCAGUCAAUUAAUUGGAACAAGGAAAGUUCAUCUUCCAUUGAUGCUCCAAUGCAAGACCUUCUUGCUGAAUAUGGGAAAAUAAAGAAAAACGACUUUGGGGAAAGUGUAAGACUAUUCAGUGAUAAAUUAGAUGUAAAUGAACAUUAUCCAAUCGAAACAAAAGAUGAGUAUAUAUGUAGAGACAAUGGAAAAAGUUACAAUUGGACUUUCACUCUUUCUCAUGGAACUGGAUCUCUUACCUCACAUAAACUGACCCAUACAACAAAGAAGCCAUAUAAAUGCAUGGAGUGUGGAAGCAGCUUCAGUCGAAAGAGUUACUUUACUUCCCAUAAAAGGAUCCACACAGGGGAGAAGCCAUAUAAAUGUGUGGAGUGUGGAAAGACCUUUAUUCAGAGCAGUCAUCUUACUUCCCAUAAAAGGAUCCACACAGGGGAGAAGCCAUAUAAAUGCAUGGAGUGUGGAAAGUGCUUUACAAAUAGCAGCCACCUUACUUCCCAUAAAAAGAUCCACAUAGGGGAGAAGCCAUAUAAAUGCUUGGAGUGUGGAAAGGGGUUCGGUGACAAUUCAUCCCUUAUAAGACAUAAAAGGAUCCACACAGGGGAAAAGCCGUAUAAAUGUGUGGAGUGUGGAAAAGUCUUCAGUCAAAAUAGCUCUUUCACUUUCCAUAAAAUGAUCCAUGCUGGGAAAAGACCAUAUAAAUGCACAGAGUGUGGAAAGACCUUUAUUCAGAGCAGUAAUCUUACUUGUCAUAAAAGGAUUCACACAGGGGAGAAGCCAUAUAAAUGUAGAGUGUGUGGAAGGGCUUUUACUAACAGCAGCGAUCUUAUUUCCCAUAACUGGAUCCAUUCAGAGGAGAAGCCAUACAAAUGCGUGGAGUGUGGAAAGACCUUCAUUCAGAGCAGUCAUUUUAAUUCCCACAAAAGGAUCCAUGCAGGAGAGAAGCCAUAUAAAUGCAUGGAGUGUGGAAAGGGCUUCAGCUACCACAGUACUCUUACUUCUCAUAAAAGGACCCACACUGGAGAGAAACCUUAUAAAUGUAUGGAGUGUGGAAAGAGCUUCUGUGAAAGCGGGUCUCUUACUGUUCAUAAAAGGAUCCACACAGGAGAGAAGCCGUAUAAAUGUAUGGAGUGUGGAAAGAGCUUCUGUGAAAGUGGGUCUCUUACUGUUCAUAAAAGAAUCCACACAGGGGAAAAGCCAUAUGAAUGUGUAGACUGUGGAAGGGGGUUCUGUCAAAAGGCUUCGCUUAUGAGACAUACAAGGAUUCACACAGGAGAGAGACCAUAUGUAUGCCUGGAGUGUGGAAAGAGCUUUACUAAUAGCAGUCAUCUUAAUUCCCAUAAAAGGACUCACACAGGAGAGAAGCCAUAUAAAUGCCUGGAGUGUGGAAAGGGCUUUACUAAUAGCAGUCAUCUUAAUUCCCAUAAAAGAACUCACACAGGGGAAAAGCCAUAUAAAUGCCUGGAGUGUGGAAAGGGCUUUACUCAGAGGGGUAAUCUUAAUUCCCAUAAAAGGAUUCACACAGGAGAGAAGCCAUACAAAUAUGCGGAGCUUGGAAACAGCUUCAGGAUGAGCAAUGACCUAAUUUCUCAUACACAGAUCCAUUUGGAGAAGCCAUAUAAAUGUUUUGAAUGUGGAAAAUGUUUUAGAAGAAGCACUCAGCUUACUCGCCAUAACAGGGUCCACACGGGGGAAAAGCCAUAUAUAUGCAAAGAGUGUGGAAAGACUUUUAUUUACAGCAAUCACCUUACUUUCCAUAAAAAGAUCCACACAGGAGAGAGACCUUAUAAAUGUGAAGAGUGUGGAAAGGACUUUACUUGUAGAAGUCAACUUACUUACCACAACAGGACCCACAUGGGGGAGAAGCCAUAUAAAUGCACGGAAUGUGGAAGGACCUUUUCUCAGAGAAGGUCUCUCACUUCCCAUAAAAGGAUGCACACAGGGGAGAAGCCGUGUAAAUGCAUGGAUUGUGGAAAGAGCUUCACGGACAACUCAGCCCUUAGGAAACACAGAAAGACCCACACAGUGAUGAAGCCAUAUAAAUGCAUGGAGUGUGGAAAGAGCUUUCAUGAAAAUCGAUCCCUUACUAAACAUAAAAGGAUCCACAUGGGGGAGAAACCAUAUAAAUGCAGAGAGUGCGGAAAAGCCUUUACUCAUAGCAGUCUAGUUAGCUCCCAUUACUGGAUCCAUAGAGGAGGGAAGCCAUAUAAAUGUGUGGAAUGUGGAAAGGAUUUUACAAAUCCCAGUUUUCUAAAUUCACAUAAAAGAGUUCACACAAGGGAAAAGCCAUAUAAAUGUUGUGGAAAGGCAUUCAGUCAACACAGAAAUCUUACUAUCCAUAAAAGGAUCCACACAAGGGAAAAGCUAUAUAAAUGCAUGGAGUGUGGAAAGAGUUUUACUCAUAGCAGCCAACUGAUUUCCCAUAAUAGGAUCCAUACAGGGGAGAAACCAUACGAAUGCAUGGAGUGUGGAAAGCGCUUCUGUGAAAAUGCAUCCCUUAUGAGACAUAAAAGGAUUCAUACAGGGGAGAAGCCAUACAAAUGUCUGGAAUGUGGGAAGGGCUUUGCUAAUAACAGUCAACUUACUUCCCAUAAAAGGAUUCAUACAGGAGAGAAACCACAUAAAUGCAAGGAAUGUGGAAAGAGCUUUAGACAUACUGUUUCUCUUACUUACCAUAACAGGAUCCAUACAGGGGAGAAACCAUAUAAAUGCAUGGAAUGUGGAAAGGGUUUUGCUAAUAGCAGUCAUCUUACUUCUCAUAAAAGGGUCCACACAGGGAAGAAACGAUGUAAGUGUAUGGACUGUGGAAAUAGUUUCAGUGAUAGCUGUUCCCUUACAUCUCAUAAAAGGAUCCAUACAGGAGAGAAGCUAUAUAAAUGCCUGGAGUGUGGAAAGACCUUUACUCAUAGCAGUCAGCUUAUUUCCCAUAAAAGGACCCACACGGGAGAGAGGCCAUAUAAGUGCAAAGAAUGUGGGAAGUGCUUUUGUGAAAAUGCAUCCCUUAUGAAACAUGAAAGGAUCCACGCAGGAGAGAAGCCAUAUAAAUGCAUGGAGUGUGGAAAAUCUUUUAUUCAAAGCAGUCAUCUAACGUCCCAUAGAAGGAUUCAUACAGGGGAGAAGCCAUACAAAUGCAGAGAGUGUGGAAAGUGCUACAGCCACAGUGUUUCCCUUACUUACCACAACAGGAUCCAUGCAGGGGAGAAACCUUAUAAAUGUUUGGACUGUGGAAAGACUUUUACUCAAAGUAGCCAACUUACUUCCCAUAAAAGGAUCCACACGGGAGAAAAGCCGUAUCAAUGCAUGGAAUGUGGAAAGGGCUUGUAUGACAAUGUAUCUCUUAGGAGACAUAAAAGGAUCCACACAGGGGAGAAGCCAUAUAAAUGUAGAGAGUGUGGGAAGGGCUUCACCCAACAGGGUAACCUUAGUUCCCAUGAAAGGAUGCACAGAGGGGAGAAACCAUAUAAAUGCAGAGAGUGUGGAAAGAGCUUCAGUCAUAGUGGUUCCCUUACUUAUCAUAACAGGAUCCAUACAGGGGAGAAACCAUAUAAAUGCUUGGUGUGUGGAAUGGGUUUUACUGUUAGCAGCCACCUUACUUCUCAUAAAAGGAUCCACACAGGGGAGAAACCAUAUAACUGCAGACAAUGUGGAAAGAGCUUCAGUGAAAAUGCAUCCCUUACGAGACAUAAAAGGAUUCACACGGGGGAGAAGCCAUACAACUGUGUGGAGUGUGGAAAGAGCUUCAGUCAUAGUGGUUCUCUUAUUUCACAUAAAAGAAUCCACACGGGGGAGAAGCCUUAUAAAUGUAUGGAAUGUGGAAAGAACUUUACCACAAGUAGUGAUCUUACUUCCCACAAAAGGAUCCACACAGGAGAGAAGCCAUAUAAAUGUGUGGAGUGUGGAAAUAAUUUUACUAAUAGCGGUCAUCUUACUUCCCAUAGAAGGAUCCACACAGGUGAGAAACCAUAUACAUGUGAAGAGUGUGGGAAGAUCUUCAGCCAAUACAGAAAUCUUACCACCCAUAAAAGGAUCCAUACAGGGGAGAAACCAUAUAAAUGCAUGGAAUGUGGAAAGGGAUUCAGCCAACACAAUAAUCUGACUUCCCAUAAAAGGAUCCACACAGGAGAGAAGCCGUAUAAAUGCAUGGAGUGUGGAAAAGGUUUCAGCCAGCACAGUAAUCUGACUUGCCAUAAAAGGAUCCACACAGGAGAGAAGCCAUAUAAAUGUAUACAGUGUGGAAAGAACUUUAGAAUGAGCAGCUCUCUUACUUCCCAUAAAAGGAUGCAUGCAGGACAGAAGCCAUUUCAGUGUAGGGAAUGUGGGAAGAGCUUUAAUAAGAGUCAUUGUCUUAUUUCCCAUGAAACUAGCCACACAGGGGAGAAACCAUAUAAAUGCAUGGAAUGUGGAAAGAGCUUCAGUCAACACAGAAAUCUUAAUUCCCAUAAACGGAUCCACACAGGGGAAAAGCCACAUGAAUGCAAAGAGUGUGGAAAGAGCUUCAGUCAUAGUAAUUCCCUUACUUUCCAUAAAAGGAUCCAUUCGGGGGAGAAACCAUAUAAAUGCAUGAAGUGUGGAAAGAUCUUCAUUCAGAGCAGCCAACUUACUUCCCAUAAAAGGAUCCAUACAGGUGAAAAGCCAUAUAAGUGUGUGGAGUGCGGAAAGAGCUUCAGUCAUAGUGGUUCCCUUGCUUUCCAUAAAAGGAUCCACACAGGAGAGAAACCAUAUAAAUGUAAAGAUUGUGGGAAAAGUUUCAGAACAAGCAGUUCCCUUACUCCCCAUAAAAGGAUUCAUACAGAAGAGAAACCACAUAAGUGUAUGGAGUGUGGAAACAGCUUCACUAAUAGCACUGAACUUAUUUCCCAUGAAAGGAUCCACACAGCAGAGAAGCCAUGUCAAUGCACUAAGUGUGGAAAGACCUUUAUUCAGAGCAGUUAUCUAACAUCUCAUAAAAAGAUCUGUUACCUGGAAUUUUAGACUUCAUGAUGACCAUUUUAAAAAUAUGUUAUUAGCAUUUGGGUUAAUAUCACUGGACAAAAAAGAUUUUGCUUCCUGAAUAUCUUUGGGUAUAUCUUAAAAAGAUUUUUGAUCAUGAAAGUAACCUUUAAUUUAACCUGUCAUGUGCCAUUUUAUAGAAAUUUGUUUUUACACAAUGAGGGAUUCUUCGUGGUCUCUGAGCUUGGUUUUUUUUCUUGCAGACGUUUCACUGCCCACUAAAUAAUAUCAUUAGUGCUAGCACCAAAAACCCCUCAUUUCAAUCCUGAGCUACAAAUAUUCUUUAUUGGUUUUAUACUGUGGGAAGAAUCCAGGGAAAUAAAUAUUUUGGGAAAUACUAAAAAGGCAGAAUAUAUUUUCCCCAAGGCAGAAUAUAUGUCCCCCAAAGUAUUUUAAAGGCAGACCCCCCCCCCAAGUCUCUCUGCCCCAGACAGAAACCAGGUCUGCAGAAAUGCAGAUGUGAUAAUCUUGUCAGCAAAAUUGGAGUCAGAAAACUGGGAUUAGAAAGAAAGAUCCUUAGAAUCAACAAACUCUCACACUAAAAAAACCAACAGUCAUCAGCCACAGCCCCAGGGAAGCAGGAUGUGACCUUUGGGACAUAAUAGGAUUAACCUACCACCAUCAGAAUACUAGAAAGGCACACUCAGGUUCAGGUCAAAGUUCAUGUCACAGGAACAACUCCAAACAAUAAGGUAUAAAAACCCACUCUAUACUACAUGUCAGUUUUUUCCAGAACCAUCUUUCUGUCUGGCUCUCCUCUUCAAUAAACUACAAUCUUCUUUCUAAA
Molecule: messenger RNA, 7076 nt
Organism: Crotalus tigris (Tiger rattlesnake)
Lineage: Eukaryota; Metazoa; Chordata; Lepidosauria; Squamata; Viperidae
Product: zinc finger protein 420-like
Exons: 11
Coding region: 101-6271 (2056 amino acids)
Biological process (GO): regulation of cytokine production; negative regulation of transcription by RNA polymerase II; regulation of immune system process
Cellular component (GO): nucleus
Molecular function (GO): DNA-binding transcription factor activity, RNA polymerase II-specific; RNA polymerase II transcription regulatory region sequence-specific DNA binding
Source: RefSeq, a predicted model, not a curated record